GGGUUCCGGCCUCGGCUGCGCGCCGGCGGUGCCUGCGGGUGCGUGGCUGCGAGGGCGCUAAAUGGGGAGCCCCGCGCUGGCUCCUGCCGCCGCCGCCGCCAUGGAGAAAGGAGGCGGUGGUUGCGGGAGGGGGUGAUCGGGCGCCCCUUUCUUUCCUCUGCUCCGCGCCCCCUUCCCGCGCCCCCCCAUGAGACUCUGCCUGGCCUGGCUGGGCUGCUGCGCCGUCUCCCUGUGGCUGCUGAGGAAGAGGAUGUGGUCUGGCCCCGCUCGCUACCUCCGGAGCCCUUUAUCCCGCUCUCUGUACGCGAACAUGAUGAGCAGCCCCGGCCAGGCAGCGCCGGGCGCCAAGGAGAGCCACCAGUGGUAUGUGUGCAAUACGGAGCAGCUGUGUGAAGCACUUCAGCCUAUCUUUAUCCAGAGUUACCUUGACCAAGGAACACGGAUCUUCUUGAACAAUAGUAUCGAGAAAUCUGGCUGGUUGUUCAUUCAACUUUAUCAUUCCUUUGUAUCCUCUGUUUUUAGCCUGUUCAUGUCCAGGACGUCUAUCAAUGGCUUGCUGGGAAGAGGUUCCAUGUUUGUGUUUUCACCUGAACAAUUUCAGAGACUGCUCAAAAUCAAUCCAGACUGGAAGUCCCGUCGGCUUCUCGAUUUAGGAGCUGGAGAUGGUGAAGUCACCAAAGUCAUGAGUCCCCACUUUGAAGAGACGUACGUGACCGAGUUGUCUGAAACAAUGAUUUGGCAGCUUCAGAAGAAAAAAUACAGAGUGCUUGGCAUCAACGAAUGGCAGACCACCGGGUUCCAGUACGACGUCAUCAGUUGCUUGAAUCUGCUGGACCGCUGCGACCAGCCGCUGACGGUAUUGAAAGACAUCAGGAGCGUGCUGGAGCCGACGAGAGGCCGAGUCAUUCUGGCGCUGGUUCUGCCAUUUCACCCGUACGUGGAGAAUGUAGGUGGCAAGUGGGAUAACCCUUCCGAAGUUUUGGAGAUCAAAGGACAGACGUGGGAGGAGCAGGUGAACAGCCUCCCAGAGGUUUUUAAGAAAGCCGGCUUCGCCAUCGAGGCAUUCACCAGGCUCCCGUACUUGUGCGAAGGCGACAUGUAUAAUGACUAUUACGUCUUGGACGACGCCGUCUUUGUGCUCAAGCCCAUCUGAAUCGUGUCCUCGGAGUCCAACCAGAAGCCACCAGCGAAAUGAGACAUUUUGAUUCUUUGGAUUGGUUGGUUCUUGUUUAUUUUGCGGUUUUGUUUUUAAUUACGAUUAAUUACAGGAAGGGGGAUUUUUGUGGUUGUCUAACCUCAGUUGACAUCGUGACUGAAAAUCAGAAUUACUAAUUUCUUCGUAAUACCCUUUUUAAAAAAAAAAAAGGACAUCUUUUUUAGAACAUCAGAAUUCUUUCCAUUAUGAUUUCUUAAAUCCAGGACACAUCUGAUGAAGUGGAGAUAUUUUUAUAUCUAGCCUCCUAGGACUACUGAUCCAGUCGUUGCCAAGAAAUUACGCAAACGAAGCCAGCCCAGCCGGUUUUCCUCAAGGACGUAUAAAGCGAAUGCCGACAAUAGAGUUGUCCGGCCGCUCAACUUGAAAUCUGGGUUGGUCAAACGUCGGGCUAGACCUUUUUUUUCUUCCGUGUUUCUGAAAUUAUUUUAUCUGUUGGUCUUCAGCACAUGUUUUUAAUCAUGCUAAUAAAACUUUUUUUGAGA
Candoia aspera is the source of this 1698-nucleotide messenger RNA. RefSeq names its product methyltransferase 9, His-X-His N1(pi)-histidine (gene METTL9). NCBI's taxonomy places the organism in Eukaryota, Metazoa, Chordata, Lepidosauria, Squamata, Candoiidae. The record is from RefSeq and is a predicted model, not a curated record. Bases 188 to 1153 code for a protein of 321 amino acids. Gene Ontology annotation, molecular function: protein-L-histidine N-pros-methyltransferase activity. The transcript has 5 exons.